Ogataea parapolymorpha DL-1 is the source of this 654-nucleotide messenger RNA. Its product is annotated as 60S ribosomal protein L10a. Gene Ontology annotation, cellular component: large ribosomal subunit. The coding region runs from base 1 to 654 and encodes 217 amino acids. NCBI's taxonomy places the organism in Eukaryota, Fungi, Ascomycota, Pichiomycetes, Pichiales, Pichiaceae. Gene Ontology annotation, biological process: translation. The transcript has a single exon. Gene Ontology annotation, molecular function: RNA binding; structural constituent of ribosome. The record is from RefSeq and is a predicted model, not a curated record.
AUGUCUAAAGUCAGCGCUACCCAAGUGAGAGAGAAUGUCAAGGAGAUCCUUAAGUUCUCCAACGAGACCAAGAAGAGAAACUUUUUGGAGACUGUUGAGUUACAGGUUGGUCUCAAAAAUUAUGACCCGCAGAGAGACAAGCGUUUCUCUGGUACUUUGAAACUACCACAAGUGCCAAGACCAAACAUGACCAUUUGUAUAUUUGGUGAUGCUUUCGAUGUUGACAGAGCUAAGUCGCUUGGUGUUGAUGCUAUGUCUGUUGAUGACUUGAAGAAGUUGAACAAGAACAAGAAGUUGAUCAAGAAGCUGGCCAAAAAGUACAAUGCUUUCAUUGCUUCUGAAGUUUUGAUCAAACAAGUGCCAAGACUGUUGGGUCCUCAGCUGUCCAAGGCUGGUAAGUUCCCAACUCCAGUCUCCCACAACGACGACUUGUAUUCCAAGGUUACUGAUGUGAAGUCCACUAUCAAAUUCCAGUUGAAGAAGGUUUUGUGCCUGGCUGUUGCUGUUGGUCACGUUGAGAUGGAGGAGGAUGUUCUUGUUACUCAAAUCAUGAUGGCCAUCAAUUUCUUGGUCUCCUUAUUGAAGAAGAACUGGCAAAACGUUGGCUCACUUGUCAUCAAGUCCUCUAUGGGUCCUUCUUUCAGACUUUAUUAA